Sordaria macrospora k-hell is the source of this 1248-nucleotide messenger RNA. RefSeq lists its product as uncharacterized. Lineage: Eukaryota; Fungi; Ascomycota; Sordariomycetes; Sordariales; Sordariaceae. Gene Ontology annotation, biological process: DNA alkylation repair; base-excision repair; base-excision repair, AP site formation. Gene Ontology annotation, cellular component: protein-DNA complex; nucleus. Gene Ontology annotation, molecular function: alkylated DNA binding; DNA-3-methyladenine glycosylase activity; DNA-7-methylguanine glycosylase activity. The record is from RefSeq and is a predicted model, not a curated record.
AUGGCAACUCGAAGGUCUGCCCGGUUAAGUGCUCUGGCCGCAGCCCAGCCCAACGACACGGCUGCUCCCAUACUCCCUCCGCCGGCACCUGCUUCCAAGUCCCGGAAAAGGAAAGUCAGCAUUGAGGACAAAGAGCCGUCAUCAUCAUCAACAAUAGAACCACAACUACCAUCAACUCCUCAAAAACGGAAAGUCUCAAAGAAGGGAGCACCACCACCGGCAACCCCAACACCAGCCGCCGCAGCCCUCCUAUCCUCUUCCGCUGCCGGUGCUCAGAAGAAGCCCAAACCCGCCGCCGUCUCCCGUCUAGCCGACCCAAACAAGACCAACGCCCCUUUACUCUCCCCUCAAACCUCACGAGUGGUCUCUUCCAGUCCCAUCAAACCGAGAGAUGAUACCGAAGAAGGCGUUUCCCCAUCUAAGGAACCUCUCAGGAAUCAGACCAAGGAUGACAUCACAACAGAAAACAUCCUCGAAAAAGCCUGCGCCCACCUCAUCGCCGUCGACCCGCGCAUGAAGCCUCUCAUCGACAAACAUCCCUGCCGCAUCUUCAGUCCCGAAGGCUUAGCAGAACAAAUCGACCCGUUCGAGAGUCUAGUCAGCAGCAUCAUUUCUCAACAGGUGAGCGGGGCAGCAGCGAAGUCGAUAAAGGGCAAGUUUGUCGCUUUAUUCGAUGAUCCCUCUCUAGACCAAGAUCAAGACGACGAAGAUGGCAAAGAUACCCCCCCAGGCCACCCUGCCGAAGACCAACCAUCAUCAAAACGCCGAAAACGCCGUUUUCCCACCCCCUCCCUCGUCCUCCAAAAAGACCUCCCCACCCUUCGCACCGCAGGCCUCUCCCAGCGUAAAGCCGAGUACAUCCACGGCCUCGCCUCCAAGUUUGCGUCAGGCGAAUUAUCCGCCUCCCUUUUGGCGUCCGCCCCUUACGAUGAGCUGGUAUCCAAACUCGUCGCCGUUCGCGGGUUAGGACUAUGGACCGUCGAGAUGUUUGCGUGUUUCGCGCUCAAGCGUAUGGAUGUUUUUUCACUGGGCGAUUUGGGCGUGCAGAGGGGUAUGGCGGCUUUCGUGGGGAGGGAUGUGAAGAAACUUAAGAAUGGGAAUGGAAAGGGGAAUGGAAAAGACAAAAAGUGGAAGUAUAUGAGUGAGGGAGAAAUGAAGGAGAUUAGUGAGAGGUUUAGGCCGUAUAGGAGUUUGUUUAUGUGGUAUAUGUGGAGGGUGGAGGAGACGGAUGUUAGUAGUAUGGAGUAG